AUGUCUCCUAAAGAUCUUCUUACCAAAUACUUCCCAAGACGGAAGAAGCAAAGAGGCACUGAAAAGUCAAAGCCAACACCUGACGAAGCUCUACCAAAACGCGCUUAUACAGCUCCAGCACCUACACAGAAAACAUCUACAAACAAGGCGGGCUCUGCUGGGCCUCCAUGGGGAAGAUACCAUGUCCCAGCUACCACUGAUGGUGGAAAUUAUCCCGUUGGAAACAUGUAUGGAGGAGUCUCGGAUGACACAGUUGGCAACAGUCACGGUCAUGGGCACAGGGAUAGAGGGCAUUGGGGAUGGGGGGGAGUAGAAGAUGGAUCAGGCAGCGGCGGUCACAGCUAUGGGGGCCAUGGAGGCAGCAGCAGCGGAGGAGGAUGCAGUGAUUCGGGCGGAGGAAGCGGAGGAGGAGAUAGUGGUGGAAGUAGUGGUGGUGGAGGAGACGGAGGAGGUGGAGGAGGUGAUUAG
Messenger RNA from Fusarium subglutinans, 468 nucleotides. RefSeq lists its product as uncharacterized. The coding region runs from base 1 to 468 and encodes 155 amino acids. NCBI's taxonomy places the organism in Eukaryota, Fungi, Ascomycota, Sordariomycetes, Hypocreales, Nectriaceae. The transcript has a single exon. The record is from RefSeq and is a predicted model, not a curated record.